Misgurnus anguillicaudatus (oriental weatherfish) is the source of this 2252-nucleotide messenger RNA. The record is from RefSeq and is a predicted model, not a curated record. NCBI's taxonomy places the organism in Eukaryota, Metazoa, Chordata, Actinopteri, Cypriniformes, Cobitidae.
UAUUAGUAGUGUUUAUUGGUCCCUGUGUGUUUUAGAGCACGUGCAUACCUGGACUAAUGCGGUUUUGAGUCAUGUAACGUUUAACUGAUCGAUGUCAACGAAAUCCAUUAUUCAUGUCUGAGAGCAAGGGUCUCUGAAUCAAUGAUUUGCGACUACAGUAACCCAAAGUUCAGUAAAGUCCUGUGCAUGAAUACCUUACUGUGGUAUAUAGCAUAAGUGAAAAGAGAGGACAUGGCCUCCAAAACAUUCACGUUUUCAGCUCGUUUACUCCGUUAUUGCUUACAGAAAUAUCCGCGUGUUUUGCGCGUGGAUCCGGCUCGGCUGUAUUACGGAUCCCCGGCGGUAACAUCAGGGUCCGCAGUCCGCACAGUGGACCUCCGGAGCGACACGGUCACCAAACCCGGACCUGCCAUGCGCAGAGCCAUAGCGGAGGCAGAGGUCGGAGAUGAUGUGUUUGGAGAGGAUCCAACUGUUAAUGAAUUACAAAAAGAAGCUGCUGAUAUGUUUGGUAUGGAGGCUGCUUUAUUUGUCCCUACAGUAACAAUGGGUAAUUUAAUUGCAGUUAUGGUCCACUGCAGAGAAAGGGGAGAUGAGAUGAUAGUUGGUGACCUCUCUCAUAUUUAUAUCUAUGAGCAGGGUGGAAGUGCACAGCUGGCAGGUGUCCAUUCUGUAGCAGUGACUACACUAGCCGAUGGCACCUUUGAUCUAGACCAGCUGAUCUCCAAGAUCCGUCAUGGUUACCCUAACCCGCACUACCCACGCUCUCGACUGGUGUGCAUUGAAAACACACACAAUAUUCAGGGAGGGCGAAUCCUUCCACUCUCGUUCCUGCAGGAGCUUCGCUCUGUGGCUGAUAAGUUUGGUCUGGCAGUGCAUAUGGAUGGAGCGAGGUUAAUGAAUGCAGCCGUUGCUCAGGGUGUUCAUCCUGCUGUUAUACUACAACAUUGCCACUCCGUCAGUGUGUGUCUGUCCAAGGGGCUGGGGGCACCUGUGGGAACCAUGCUUUGUGGGUCAAAAUAUUUCAUAGAGAGAGCAGUUCGUGCUCGCAAGGCACUUGGAGGAGGAAUGCGCCAAGCGGGUAUUUUAGCAGCAGCUGGUAGGAUCGCCCUGUCAGACAUGAUUGGCAGACUGGAAGAGGACCACAGGAACGCCAGACGCUUUGCUGAAGCACUUAUACAGUGCCACCCUCCUUUGUACCAGCUGGACCUUGCCACUGUGGAAACAAACAUGGUAAGGUUUUGGCUUCAGGACCAGCAGAUGAGCCUACAUGAGUUCUGUGAGCGUAUGGCAAGGGUAGAUGAGCAGGAGGUGAAGGCUCUGGGUCAGGGGGUCCGGGUGCUGAUGUUCUCUCAUGUUGGAAAUGCAGUCAGGGCUGUGUGGCAUCUGGGUAUCAGUGAGGAAGAUACUGAACUGGCUAUAGAGAAGGCUCAGUUUGUGGCCCAACAGCACAGAUGCAAGUCCGUCAGGACAGCAGGAAAACAAUAAUUCUCCUCCAAGACAAAUGUUUUUACAACAGUCUCAGUUUAUCUCAAAAAUACUCCAGCGGAACUUAAAGGGACACUCCACUUUUUUGGAAAUAUGCAAAUUUUCCAGCUCCCCUAGAGUUAUUUCAUUAUUUGAUUUUUAUCGUUUUGGAAUCCAUUCAGCUGAUCAUUGGGUCUGGCAGUACCACUUGGUAACUUUUAAUAGCAGGGGACUAUUUUCGGGCACUGCGUAAUAUAAUUGCGCCUCCUGCAGGCGUAACGGCGGCAAAGUCCUUGAUUAUUACUCCAGAAUGAGAGUAUAGUUCCUAGCCAGAUCUGCCUAGAAAAUCGCAACUUUUAAUUUUCCGUCUGUCUUUGUACACGAUGUAACUACAGAAGAGUCAAGUUUUAAAUAGGAAAAAUAUUCAAACUUUUUGGUUAUUUUUAGUGUGACGCUAAUGGUCUAAUCAGAUUCAAUGGAUUAGGCUAAGCUAUGCUAAAAGUGGUACCGCCAGAACCGGAGAUCAGUUAAAUGGAUUCCAAAAUGCUACAAAUAUGCUCUAGGGGAGCUGGAAAAUGAUCAUAGUGUGUCCCUUUUUUACACUACACAAAAAAAGAAGUGUACAUUAAAGACUUGCACUAUUAUAUUAUACUAUUAAAGUGGUGUUGCAAUAAUUAUGCCUGUUUUUAUUUACAAUGAGCAGUUUUCUAUACUUCAACCUUAAUGACAAUUCAGUGCUAUUAAAUGUUUUUUUUAAUGUUUUUACAAUAAAAUGUGUAAUGAUUUGA